Molecule: messenger RNA, 690 nt
Organism: Arabidopsis thaliana (thale cress)
Lineage: Eukaryota; Viridiplantae; Streptophyta; Magnoliopsida; Brassicales; Brassicaceae
Gene: PDF2.5
Product: Scorpion toxin-like knottin superfamily protein
Exons: 2
Coding region: 207-428 (73 amino acids)
Biological process (GO): defense response
Cellular component (GO): extracellular region; plant-type cell wall
Source: RefSeq, marked reviewed
CUAGCUCUUACCAUAGCAUCUUUUUUUUUUUAAUACUAAUAAAUUGUUUAAAACUCGAUGUUUAGUUGAGUACACUAUGUGGCCCCAAAAAGAAACCCUAACGAAACCUACACUUGAAUCUAUAUAUAUGGAGUCAUGGAGAAGUAGCUCUUGCUCCACUUACGUUUUUAGCAUUUAACAAGCAAUCAAUAUCAUUAGGAUUAUAUAUGGAGAACAAGUUUUUCGCUGCAUUCUUCUUGCUUCUUGUCCUCUUCUCAUCUCAGGAGAUCAUUGGGGGUGAAGGAAGGACAUGCCAAUCAAAGAGCCACCACUUCAAAUACAUGUGUACGUCCAACCACAACUGUGCCAUAGUUUGCCGUAACGAGGGAUUUUCCGGUGGUCGCUGCCAUGGCUUCCAUCGCCGUUGCUACUGCACCCGCCUUUGCUAACUAGUUUAUUUUCCAUUAAUCCAUUUAAAUGUACUUUUUCUUUCUUUUUAUUUUGAAUACUAAUAAAGUUCAUCUUCUUCUUUUUCUCGUUUGACAUCUAUUGUUGGGUAAAUCUCGAUUCUAGAGGAACGAACUGAGAUAUAUGUAUUAAUAAAAAUCUCACGCUGAUUCUGAAACAAGCAAUGUACUAGAACGUUGUGUCAUGUGUGUUUAUUGAUUAACUAGAGUUAAAUUUGAUUUAAUAAAAAUGUCAUUUGAUCUA